GUCUGAGGCUUGCUAGAUGCCGGGAAAGAAAGGCUGAGAAGCGUUAGUUAGCUAUCUGACCACAAGAACUGAUAAUGGAAUUUUCCCCUGGACCAGGAACUACAUGAAAGGCUAAUUUGUUCUAAGGGGCUGCCAGUGAGGACAAUACCUUUUCAUAUUUAUAUGUGGCAAAUGCUGGCACUUAACAGGAACUCAGAUAAGAGUUUGUUGAUUUGGGGCUGCUGGUGAGGGCUCUAAUUGUAGCCCUUCAGGGGGGUGAGGUAGGGGAUGGUAACUUUAACUUCAAGGUCUACCUUUGUUUAUAGAGUGAGUUCAAAGCCAGGCCGGGAAACUUAGUGAGAUUGCCGGCUAAAAAUACAGGGCUGAGGAUGUAGCUUGGUGGGAAGGCUCUGUCUUAGCUCCAAGCGCUGGGUUUAAUAUGUAGUGUGACAAAACAAACUCGUUUGUUGAAAGAACACAACUCAUCUAGGGGAGGAUUUAAAAUGUAAAAUGCACAUCCCAGAGGAUAAAGCGCACUCUAUGCUUACUUUAGUAGCAUGGAGAAAUGUAUUUUUCAAAUGUGAGAAAUUCCUUCCUUGUGAGAGAAAACUUUUCAGUGCCUUCAGUUCAACACUGGGACUCAAAUUCCCCUCAGCUAGAAAACAGAGUCGACUGCAUGACAAGAACCAAGUGGGGGUGAAAAGCAUGGGUGAGGGAAACCCAGACCGGACAAUCCAGGUAAUAGCUACCCCACCCCCCACCUCAGUUUGUGUAGUCAGUUCUGAUUGGCUGGAAAGACCGUGCUCUCUCUUAGUGUCUACUCCCUUGUAGCUCAUGCUCUUUACCGCUCUUUUAGGUGAGUUUUGUCAGCUAAGCCUUAGAAAAAGAGAUUGAGGCUCAGAGAACAUUGACAGAGCCAGCCACUGGCAGAGCUGCAAUUCCAAAGUGGUGCCCUGCCCCUACACAUCGGGCCGCCUCAGGCCAUUCUGGGCUUCCUCUCCCUAGUGUCCCUCUUCCGUAUUUGCUGUGUGUAGGGGGUUGGAUGUAUUCUCAUAGGAGUGUGGCUGGCUCAGUCUAUGACCAGAUAAACAAAAGCACCAGUCCCUACAUGCCCAGCCGGACUGUUCAGCCCGUGGUAGCUAUACUGUACUUUGCCCUAAUGAAUCAGCUCUGUGGAGGCCGGGCAGUUGCAAAGGUAAGUAAUUGGCUGUAGAUUUGAAGGCCAGGUGAGUCGUGGUAGAUGUGGCACCUGGACUUUGUCAGUCUCUAAGAGGGGAGAAAGCAGUCCUCAGCAGGUCCCUAGAGCAACGCUGAAGGAAGGUGGAGAGUCAGCAAAGCAGGAAAUUAAAUAAUUACAUAACAACCUCAAGACCCAAAGGGGGAAAAAAUCAAAGGGUCAGAGAUGGAACUUUGGGUUCCUCAGACACAAGGAAGGACCACGGGACCAUCAAGGGAUGCAAAUAGAAGACUUCAGAGUGGACAUUAUAGACCCCGUCCUCACCCUCAGUACAGCGGAGAUAACUACCACCAAUGGCAGGAUACCCACAAGAACUCAAAGCCACAGCAGGACCCCAGGGAUGACCACCAACAGCCACACUAUGUACCCAGGAGUGGGGAGUGGUCCCAGCCUGUGUCUGGAGCUGACUACUUGAAAGGAUCUUAUCCCAGUCACCCAUACUCAAGGUCAGGCUACGAGGACCCCUAUCAGAGCUACCACACUCCGACACCGAGGGAUGAGUACGCUUAUGGAAAUUACUACUACCACGGGCAUCCACAGCUGCCGCAAGGAGAAAGAGUGGCAAGGCAAGGGAGUCCUUAUAUCUGGCAUGAAGAUCACAGAGACCAAAGGCACUUCAGUGAGCAUCAUUGGGAAAAGCACAACAGUACAUUUGAAGCAAACAGUGACACCCAAUUCCAAUUUACCAGUAAGAAUCCAUACAAUGACAACCCUGCUUCCGCGUUUGGACUGGAGCAGCCUGGGGAGUUCUUUCCAGAGAGUGGAGCCCAGAAACAAAAGCCAUCGUUGACCAGCAAAUCCAACCUUCUCCAACAGCACGAGUCUGGGCUCAGCUCUAGUAGCUAUGAGCUCAGUCAGUACAUGACCGAGGCCCCUGAGCAGUAUGAACCUAUGGUGUCAGCAACUUGGAGGCCUAUUCAAGCUGAUGACACCUCAGCGACCGUUCCCAAGGCACCCAUGAGGUUCUACGUUCCCCACGUGUCUGUGAGCUUUGGGCCAGGAGGCCAGCUGAUAUGUGUGUCCCCCAACUCUCCUGCUGAUGGACAAACGGCCCUUGUUGAAGUGCACAGCAUGGAGGUUAUACUUAAUGAUUUUGAGGAUCAAGAGGAGAUGAGAGCUUUCCCAGGGCCCCUCAUCAGGGAGGACAUACACAAGGUGGAUAUCAUGACAUUUUGUCAGAAGAAAGCAGCUCAGUGUCUCAAAUCUGAGACGCCAGGGAGCAGGGACUCAGCUCUGCUUUGGCAACUGCUGGUUCUCCUUUGUCGACAGAAUGGGUCCAUGGUGGGGUCUGACAUUGCCGAGCUGCUGAUGCAAGACUGCAAGAAGCUGGAGAAGUACAAGAGGCAGCCCCCUGUAGCCAACCUCAUCAACCUGACUGACGAGGACUGGCCGGUGCUGAGUUCUGGGACUCGCAACCUGCUCACUGGGGAGAUUCCCCUCAACGUGGAUACGCCUGCGCAGAUCGUGGAGAAAUUCACCAAUCUGCUCUACUAUGGAAGGAAGAAGGAGGCCUUGGAAUGGGCUAUGAAGAACCACUUGUGGGGCCAUGCCUUGUUCCUAGCCAGUAAGAUGGAUCCAAGGACCUACAACUGGGUCAUGAGUGGCUUCACCACUACGCUGGCGCUCAAUGACCCUCUGCAGACCCUCUUCCAGCUCAUGUCAGGAAGGAUUCCACAAGCAGCCACGUGUUGUGGAGACAAACAGUGGGGAGACUGGCGGCCCCAUUUGGCUGUGAUCCUGUCAAAUCAGGCCGGAGACGCAGAGUUGUACCAGCGAGCGAUUGUCAGCAUGGGGGACACCCUGGCUGGAAAAGGGCUUGUGGAGGCAUCUCACUUCUGCUACCUCAUGGCUCACGUGCCCUUCGGCCACUAUACGGUGAAGACAGACCAUCUGGCCUUGGUGGGCAGUAACCACAGUCAAGAGUUUUUGAAAUUUGCAACAAUUGAGGCUAUCCAGCGGACGGAAAUCUUCGAGUACUGCCAGAUGCUGGGCCGCCCCAAAUCCUUCAUCCCGUCCUUCCAGGUGUAUAAGCUCCUUUAUGCUUCCCGUCUGGCAGAUUACGGCCUGGCAUCCCAAGCCUUGCAUUACUGUGAAGCCAUUGGUGCAGCUGUCCUGAGCGAGGGAGGGAGCAGUCACCCCGUGCUAUUAGCGGAGCUCAUCAAGCUUGCAGAGAAACUGAAGCUGUCGGAUCCUCUGGUUUUAGAAAGCCGCCGUGGGGACAGGGUCCUGGAACCGGAUUGGCUUGUGCAACUGCGGAGGAAGCACAAGGAACUGGAGCAAACUAGAACUGGAGACCUCAGAGAUCCUGAUCUGACUCCUUCAGAUAUUUAUGGAGCCAGAGGAACAACAGACACUCCCUACCGCGAUCUUUAUGGCCAGCAAAACUACUCAGAAGACUCUGAGUACAGCUCAGCCUUGUGGCCAACAUCUGAGCAGACAAGCCUGACCAAUCCCACCCCACAGCAGCCUUUCCCCCUGCAGCGAGAUACCUACUCAGAGAGAGAUGGCCCAGUACACAUGGGGACCCCAGUGCCUCUUUACUCAGUUCCUGCAACCCACCUGACAGUGAUUAGUGGCUCCAGUAGUGGCAGCGGUGUGGCAGUGACAGGGGCUCCUGGAGGAAGGGUUGGAGAGGAGAUGCUGCAGAAACAUCCUGCCCUUGGAGAGAACACAGUGCCUCAAGAAGCCGUGCAGGAUCCUGAUGGUCUAGCAGUCAUUUCCAGUCCUCAGACACCACUGGCUCCCAGGGAUCGAAGUUUUUCUGAGGAUUCUGCCAUUUCAGCCAAGGAGGAUGAGGAGGGCACUUCUGAUGGAGCAGACAAACCACCUCACCCUGACGCUUCACAGAAAGAAAAGCUGAGAGAUGGGAAGAAUACAAAGAGCUCUGGAUUCGGCUGGUUCAGCUGGUUUCGAUCAAAGCCUGCCAGCAGUGUGUCCACCUCUGGAGAUGAAGACUCUGUGGACAGUUCUGACUCAGAGCAGGAGUCUCCCAGAGCAUCACCUCCUCACCAUGCCAGCCUGGGCCUCUCACCAACACCUCCUCUCUCAUCCCCAUCUCUGCCAGGUGCCAGCACCUUCCCGAGAGGCACAGGUGGGAAUAGUCUCCAGGGAUCCUCAAACAGCAGUGGAAUGGCUGAAGGCGUGGGGAUUGGAGGGUUCUCGGGGCCACAGGGCGUUUCUUCUGAGUUCUACUCCCAGCCUGGUGCCCUGCCUCCUCCACCUACCUUGCAAGGUGCUGUUCCUCUCUACAAUCCAUCUCAGGUCCCUCAGCUUCCCACUGCUAGUAGCCUGAACCGGCCAAACCGCCUAGCCCAGCGCCGCUACCCAAGCCAACCAUGCUGAGAGCGACCGUCUGUCCCAGGGCCAUGAGGAUGACCACCUACCCAUCCUGGGCUCCUCUUCUGGAGCACAGCUUUCCUGUUGCUUUCUACUUCUCAGUGUCACCUCACCUCGUCACGCUCAGGCCCGUGUCGUGAGCCUGCUGCACGGGCAUACCUGGAGUUUGAGGACAGGAUAUCCUAGACAACAACUUGGUCCAGUCUUCAGCUUAGUUUGAGAGUGAUGGAAAUUGUCUCAUUAGACGGAGGAACGGGGGCCAAUGUCUAUGGUAGAGUGUCAUGGCAGCAGACUUGAGGUAGAAGCUUGAGCACCUCGGGAAAGCGAGGGCCCCGAGAAUCCCGGGUGAAAACCGGAGAUGACACUACCCGGCUGUACAGUAGGAGCUCAGAGCAAUGUCCCAGAAUAACUCAGACUCCCUCCAUAGAUCCGCUUAAAGACCAGUUUAUGGCUCUUGUUAGUGAAGUUUUUACAUUGAAUUUGAUUAUCGCUGCCCUUCAGUGAUUCCCUUUUCAAUGACAUUUCAGCAAUUUUCCUCCUGGUCCUAGUUUUGCGCACAUUUUCUGUGUGGUUCAGACUAAUUAUAUUUCUCUCACUUUCUUAGCCGGUCCUAUUUUUUUUCACAUUCUGACAUCUGGCUAUCAAGUUAGAUUGCUGUAGGCAUUGUAUUGUCAUGGUAACUACUGAACCUAAUGAUGCAGAUGGAGGAACAUCAGUAUAAUAAAUAGUGGAAAACGUUUCCUAAGACGUCAUCCUUUCCAUAAGAGGGGAGGGAUGGGCGCUUCAUAUUGCUAAUACCUGCCUUCCUACCUCAGGCCUUUGCAAAUCGAUGUUCUGUGAGGGUCACCGGGGCCCCAUGGAGGAGAAAGCUGUCUUGGAAAUUUCCAUUUUUUCCUUUCAAACCUCAAAUAGAAAUGCUUCUUGCUGUUUGUCAGAUUUGCUUAAAAUUGCUCGUCACAAAGAACAUUUUUUGUAUGUGUAAUUGUACAUAAAAGUUUUGUACUUUAAUGUACUAUGGUUCUGAUGUUGAUAGCGAUUAAAUCCAGAUAAUUUUAUAGCAAA
Rattus norvegicus (Norway rat) is the source of this 5614-nucleotide messenger RNA. It is a transcript of the gene Sec16b, whose product is annotated as SEC16 homolog B, endoplasmic reticulum export factor. Gene Ontology annotation, cellular component: endoplasmic reticulum membrane; Golgi membrane; endoplasmic reticulum. Gene Ontology annotation, biological process: ER-dependent peroxisome organization; peroxisome fission; endoplasmic reticulum organization. The record is from RefSeq and is a predicted model, not a curated record. Lineage: Eukaryota; Metazoa; Chordata; Mammalia; Rodentia; Muridae.